GUGUAUUUGCUUUUGUUUGUAGGCAACGAAGCAAAGUGUAAACGACCGUAUGCAGAGAAAACUACCACCACCAUGUAUACCGAUGUACCUAUUGCGUGGAGUUUUUGUAUUCAUAAUUUUGGGUUGUCUCUUCUUGCUGGCAAUUGUACAAAUAAUUUUACGUCGAGCGAUGGCAAAAUAAAAAUUCGAAGUUAAUAUCAAACGUCAGUACGUCGAGAGCGUUCAGCGAGUAUAAUUCAUUAGUUUACAGAUACUCUAGUGAAGAAACGUAUAGCGUUAGUGCAUUGAGUUUUCUUUACUCAAUUACGCACGUACUCGUAUUGAAAAUAUUUGAAGUACUAUAGAAAAUAUGAAAACAAAUAUAUAAAUUUGUGUUUUUCAAAAUUAUUUGAAAGAAAAUACUUACAAAAUAGUGUUAAUAGUGCUUGAAAAAACUUGUGUCUUUAUAUUGGCACAAAGCACAAAAGCAACGAGUAAACUUUUGACAUUUCGUGUGAUUGCAUAGUGAGAGCAGCGCAAGCACAUAAGAGCAAACAAAGAGAUAUAGUGGAGUGGAGCUAUAUUGUGCUUACUGUGGGAGACCUGCAAGUGGGGGCGAUUUACUUGGAAAAUAUUAAAAAGUAAUAUUUUCUUAAAAAGCCUUAUGCAGUGACAAUAAAUUGUUGAAAAUUAAUAAUAAUUUUAAAAAAUUUUCUGCCAAAACGCUAGUGUCUACAGUGCAUAGCAGUGGGUGCAGGUUAGGUGGAGCUGGCUAAACAACGAAACUGUACCCCAAGUGAUUCGCACCAAUUGAGCAUUGAAAUAGUGUGGAAGAAUCAUCGUAUAAAAAACAAAAGUGGGGAAACCAACAAGUUUUGGCGCGAAAACUUUUGACAAGUACCAAGUAUUUUGGCAUUGGAGACUGAAAACUUGUAGCAACAACACAACGUGUUUCAGGAAAUUGCUGAAAAACACUCAGUUGAAUAAAACAACGUCAUUGGCAAAGUGUUAAGUGUUGUUGCAAGCAUUUUGUUGGCAAAAAACAUAAUAAUAAAGCCAUUGCAUAGCAAUAAGCAAAGGAAGUGUUUGCAAAAGACAAUCGGCAGUGCUCGUAAUUAUAUUUCAGUGACAUUUAUUGUUUGUUAAGCAAUAUUUUAACAAGUAUUAUAAGUGAUGACUGCUGCACGUGUUAUAAAUCCAGUGAUUUUAACCGAAUUCUGUAAGCUGCGCGCUAGUCCGAGUGCAAUGGGACGCAAUAUGACUUGUAAUCGUCAGUUGAACCGUAUUAAGCGUGAUCUCUUUGGACCAGCCAACCCGGUGGAAACACAAAAAGCCUUCGCCGAGGAACUGGACAAACAUCAAGAUCGUGCUAUAAAAAAAUGGGGUUUUGACUUCCGCAACGGCUCCCCACUCACCACCAACACACAAUUCGUUUGGGAGCGUAUUUCCUAUCAGGAAUCAAAUUGCGCACCCGAAGUCUAUACACUAACGCGUGCUGCACAUGUACGUCCUGCAUUGGUGGUGCCGUCAAAUGCCGAUUUACUAAUGGACGAACGGGCCGAACGUGAAAAUUACAUGAUGAACACAUCAACAUCGACCGACACAGAUUCCUGCGGCGAUUAUGACUCACAGGAUGAGUCGUUGGUGUUCAAAGUACCCGACACCGAACAUAGCGGCAGCAAUAAGCGUGCGCAUAAUAACAGUGCUGCUGGCAGAUCGCCACUGCGCAAGCGCCAGCCGAAAAUUACAGAAUACAUGAAGGAGCGCAAACGCCUCGCCCAAACGCCGAAAAAGGUCUCACCCGCCAAGCGUGCGCGCACCAGCUCGGGCAGCAGCACAGGACCCAGCCACAGCACGCAUGCGUACAGCAUUAGCGCGCAUUUCUCACUGCAGCGAAGUUUACAACGCAAUAAUUAAAUGCAGCAAGCAAGCAAUGCUUUGCAAAUUUUCCAACCUUAAAUCUAAUAUAAUUAGUAUAUAAUGAACUAUAUACCAGCAUACAUAUACAUAUAUAAAUAAUUAAUUGUAGCUAACUAUAUAUUAAUAGCUAUUAGUUACUCAUAAAUGCAUAAAUAUAUAUAUACAUAUAUUUCAUAGUGUAUAUUGAAUUGCGUACAUUUGUAAGCUAGUUUCACCCAUUAGUUGUGUAAUUUUUUUUUCUAAUUUUUAUUUUAAUUUUUUCUUUAAUUAAAAAUUUUUUGUUUUAAUUUUUUAAAUUUAAUUAUUGUUAUAACAUUUCAAAAUCAAGCCAUAAACAUAGUUGAUUUAAUGUAAAAUUCAAAAUGUCAAAAUGUACGGUUAUACUUGAAGUCACUCGCUUGCAAAACGGUUUUUUAACUCUUUGCUAUAGCUUCAGGUUAACUGUGCUAUUUUUUCUAACAGAUUUAAAAAUUUGAAAAUUUUCUGUAUAUUUAAGCCAAGAAGCGCAAAUUUAAUUGAAAUAACUGUUUAAAUAUGCACAUAUAGACUACGAAAUUUUGUAAGACCAACAAAAAAAAAAAAAAUCAGUAACUAAACAACUAAGCUAAAUUUGAAAACGAAAAUAUAUGCAAAAUUUAUACUGUAAGUUGUACGAAAGUGGCAAUACCAUUUAUAAAUUUACAACAAAAUUUACAAACAAAAAAACAGAACAAAACACACAUAUACACACCUAUACAUAUAUACAUUUAUGCCAAAAUUGAAAACUUAACUAAUAAGCUAGAUCAUAUAAGCACACAUCAUGAUGAAUUGUAAAUAGUUUAAGUUUCAAAAUGUUGCAUUGCACUUUCAAAAAUGUCAAAUAUCAACAAUCGAAUACAAAGUAUACGAAGCAAAGCAAUAUUUGACAUUUCAACAACUGUAAUGCAAGCAAGAAAAUUCCAUUUAACUCUUGAAAAUUGCGCUCGUGCAUUGUUUGCGGGUGUACAAGCUCAACGCAAAAUUUAACGCUUUUUUGUUAUUUUAAUUUAAAAAAAAACGCUAACUUUUGCGCCUAAUAUGUGCCACGGUAGUUGUAAAAACUUGAAAAAUUGUUAAAAUUUUUUUCAAAAACGCUGCCAAAUUGUCGUAAAGUGUCGAAACGGCAAAUUUUCCAAACAUUGCUUGACACGUGAUUUUCAAAAAUUUGUUAACUUACUUUUUCAAAUACCUUAAACCUAACUAUACGCCUUAAACGAAGUACAAAUUGUAAAAAUUAUUAAUUUUCUAAGCAAGUACAAAUUCAUUUUCGGUUUAAAACGCACAACUUUUGGGUAUAUUUAGAAAUUGAGUUAUUUGCAUAAAAAUGCAUAUAAACUGUAACAUAAUUAACAUUAGUUAAAAUUAAUCACAGGCAAAAUUUACAAUAAUCAAAACUUACCAUGAUCAAAAUUCACCACGGUCAAAACUUACCACGACCAAAAUUCACCACUGUUAAAAUUUAAAACCUUUAAAAUUUAACACUAAAAAUUCAACUGUUAAAAUUUAACACUGUAAAAAUUCACCACAGUCGAAAGUCACUACAAACAAAACUCACCACAGCAAAAAUGCCGCAGAGUUAAAACGCACUGCAGCCGCCUACCCAGUGUGCACUACAGUGCUCCUAGAAAGGCAAAAACAACGCUUGUAGCAAACAAAAAGCUGCAAAUGCAAUUGCAAGCAAUUUUUGCUUGCUAUUGGUCGACUUACAACUUUACAAAAAUGCUUGCUGCCUGCGCAUGCUGCUUGUCGUUUGCAACCACAUAGCACGUUAUUGGCUAUGUUUUUCUUAAAAGCAUUUCAUAUUACUUAGUCUAAGCGUUGCCAUAAGUUUCACAAAAUCACACGCUGCUCAAACUGUUUACGGUUGUUGUUUUUGUUGUAUUUUUUUUAUAUACACUCACUGCAAUCUAGUUGGAGCAGUGUCUUGAUUUUGCCUGCUAUUUUAUCAACUAUAA
Messenger RNA from Bactrocera oleae (olive fruit fly), 3872 nucleotides. It is a transcript of the gene dap, whose product is annotated as cyclin-dependent kinase inhibitor dacapo. Gene Ontology annotation, molecular function: cyclin-dependent protein serine/threonine kinase inhibitor activity. Lineage: Eukaryota; Metazoa; Arthropoda; Insecta; Diptera; Tephritidae. The record is from RefSeq and is a predicted model, not a curated record. Gene Ontology annotation, cellular component: nucleus. Gene Ontology annotation, biological process: regulation of cell cycle.